Molecule: messenger RNA, 849 nt
Organism: Cyclocybe aegerita
Lineage: Eukaryota; Fungi; Basidiomycota; Agaricomycetes; Agaricales; Hemipholiotaceae
Source: the annotation of a GenBank genome assembly
AUGCGCUACAGUCUUGCAGUCGGUUUGGCCUUUGCUGCCUCGCAGGCCCAUGCGUCACUCUUGGUUGAGCGUGCUGACAUCACCAGCGAUACCUGCGCCGAUGUCGUUGGGCAGCUCAAGGUGGUCAACCCCUGGAAUACCGCGACGACGAUUGUCUUUGGGAAUAUCAAUGCCUGUGUCUGCCUCUCGACCUUGAGCAGCUUUAUUUCCAGCAACUCCGUCACCCAGUCCGCUGUAGCCGUCGCUGGAAAAGCCGCAGUGACGACAGCCAUGAAUGCUAUGAUCAAGGCGUCGAAGCCAAAGACUUGCACGUACCCAGCUCACUCACCGGCGGUUUGCAAAAUCGGAAGCACGUGUGGCUUCACUUGCAAGGACGGCUUCACCCCUUCGCCGGCGAAAAACCCCACCACUUGCGUCUGCGCGAAGCCUUACACGAUCUGUAACGGAAUCUGCGGCAUCUACAAGGCAUGCCCUAGCGGUCACGUCAAGCGUGGCAUGUCUGGUAUGGACCUGCGCUGCCCACGGGGACUCACUGCCUGCGGCAUCCCGGGACGCGGUUCUAAAUCGUCCUGGGAAUGUGUCAACACCCAAAACGACCUCGAAAGCUGCGGCGGUUGUGUGCUUUCAGCCCUGACUGGCCAUGCUAUCGCUGAUGGCAUCGACUGCACCGCUAUCCGAAGGGUCUCGGAUGUGUCGUGCAUUCGGGGGCAAUGUGUCAUUCAUCGCUGCAUGGAAGGGUUCGUGCCCAGCCCGUCAGGCGAGUCGUGCAUCUCGGAAGAAAGGGCGAAGAAACUUGAUUAUCUUCAGUCUCAACACGAUGGGAGCUUUGAGUACCCUCUCCUAGAUUGA